UGGCGAGGAAACUGAGGCUCAGAGCGGUGAAAUGAUGCCCCAAGGCCACUCAGCACACGGGCGUGAGGGGAAGGACUGAAUCCAGCCUGUGAGCACCAAAGCCUGUGUCCCCACUACAUACUGCACCCCAAGGCUUUGUCGGUGGAGGCCUCUGUCCCGGGGCCGUGCCCUGGCAGCGGGGUUUCCUUCCCAGCUGCAAGACGGUGUGUGAUGAGCCUUUGAUAAGACAGUGUGCAAAGGGCCCGACACAUAGUAGGAGCUUGUCAGCUUUCCAUCUUAGUCCCAGGAGAGAAAGAAAGGCCCCCUAAGGCCCAGGGCAGGGCCCAGGAGCAGCCCCGGCCCGGGCCCCCUUUCUCUGUGUCACCGAUCUCCUCUCCGUGUCCACGGAGGGCUCCCAGGAAGGAACAAGGGCGCUAAUCCGCUUGCUACAGAGCCUCAGCUUGCCGAUGCAGGAGUGGUCCGGGGGGAGCCCUUCUGCAGCCCCGUUUUCUCAAACUCCAACCUGCUGCUUGGCCCAGGCGGUGGCCGGGCAUCAGCUGUGCACGGAAGCUGGAAUCUGACCCCUGGCGUUGGGCCUGGUCUCCAUGGCAGCCGCGGAUUUAUUACUGGGGCCUCCACCCAGCUUGGCGGACUUUCGACUUGAAGCCGGGAGGAAGGGGAACCGGGAAGGCGCUUCUGGGAGCAGCGAGCCCAGGGUGGCAGCCAGAGGCUCCACGAUGGCCAAGUUUCUUUCCCAGGACCAAAUUAAUGACUACAAGGAAUGCUUCUCCCUGUACGACAAGCAGCAGCGGGGCAAGAUAAAAGCCACUGACCUCCUGCUGGUGAUGCGGUGCCUGGGGGCCAGCCCGACGCCGGGGGAGGUGCAGCGGCACCUGCAGACGCACGAGCUGGACAGAAAUGGAGAGCUGGAUUUCUCCACUUUCCUGACCAUUAUGCACAUGCAAAUCAAACAAGAGGACCCAAAGAAAGAAAUUCUAUUGGCCAUGUUGAUGGCAGACAAGGAGAAGAAAGGCUACAUCAUGGCGUCCGAGCUGCGGUCAAAACUCAUGCAACUUGGGGAGAAGCUCACCCACAAGGAAGUCGAUGAGCUUUUCCGCGAAGCAAAUAUCGAACCAAAUGGCAAAGUGAAGUAUGAUGAAUUUAUCCGGAAGAUCACGAUUCCUGUGCGGGACUACUGAAUGAAGAGAACACAGGAGGGCCUCCUGGGCCUGGAAAUGCAGACUGAUUGAUUUUUAAAAAGGAAAGGGUUCCUUACACUCUAGGGAGAUGGCAAACACAGCAGCAAGAUGACAUUACCCGACUGUGGCAGAGAACUCAGCAAUGAAAAGAAAUGAUUUCAGCCAUGGUGUUAGCAUGUCUUUAAUAAAAGAUUUGUAUUGAUGUUAGUAA
Molecule: messenger RNA, 1389 nt
Organism: Equus caballus (horse)
Lineage: Eukaryota; Metazoa; Chordata; Mammalia; Perissodactyla; Equidae
Gene: CALML4
Product: calmodulin like 4
Cellular component (GO): myosin II complex
Molecular function (GO): calcium ion binding
Source: RefSeq, a predicted model, not a curated record